CCCAAAGUUGGCGCGAGGCUGCCGUCGCUCGCGCGCUCACGCAACCUGCCCGGAUCGGCACGCACGAGGCGCGCGCGCGCACUGCCGAGCUCGAGAGCGAGCGCAAGCGGCCGCGGUCGCGAGGAGAGGCCAGCAGCAGCAGCAGCAGCAGCAGCAGCAGCAGCAGCAGCAGCAGCAGCAGCAGCAGCAGCGGCAGCAGCAGCAGCGCGGCCCGAGGCCCACGGCUCACGGCCCACGGCGAGGAGCGACCAGCGGGUGGCCCCGCGAGCUCGGCCCCGGCGGCCAGCGCGGGCGAUGGUGCCGCGUCCCGGGGCGGCGGGCCGACCACACCAGUCGGCGACGAGGACGGCCGGCGGCGCCGCGCGGCGCUGAGGCGCGCCCCCCGCGUCCCGCCGUCGCGCGCGCGAGCGCGCCGCCGCCGCCGCUGCCGCCGCCGCCGCUGGCGCCGCUGCCGCGCCGCCGGAUCGAUAGUCGCGCUCCGCAAGCUCUCUCCGUCGGUCGGUGCGCGCGCUCUGCCCGAGCGCCCUUCCCUCGGCCCGCCGCGCGCGCACGCACGGGCGGCCGCGAGCCUCGUCCCUUCAAAACAAACCCCCGCCGGGCGCAGCAGCCAGCGAGAGCAGAGAGCGCGGCGGCGCGCGGUGCGAUGGUCCAGUGAGCGGGGAUCCAGGUCCGGCGCUCGCUCCACUCGGCGGGGCUACGUGCGCGGAGCGCCAGCGGUCCACGGACAUUGAUGGGCGAUUGCGCGGGUGCCGCGAGCCUCUUCCCGACCACGAGCGCCGCGGGCUCGAGCCCAGUGCCAGUGCCAGCAGUGAGCCCGCCGUCGUUCGUCUCGGCCGCGGGCAUCGCGCCAGGCGGCAUGCAGGACGAGCUGCUGAUCGAGAAGGCCGCGGCCGGCCAGCCGUCGUCGUCCUCGUCGCCGUCGUCCGGCGGCGCGGCGCCGAGCAACAGCGUCUCCUCGUCCUCCUCGGCGUCGUCGCCGUCGACGGCUGCGGCGGCCGCAGCGCAGGUAGCCGUGGCGGCGCCACUGUCGACGUCGUCGCUGGUGGUCAGUUCCCUGGUGCAGCAGCAGUCGAGCGCCGAUAGCGGCCCCAACUCCGUCGGCAUCGUCGACGCGUCCAAGGUGGCGAAGGACGCGAGCGCCGUCGACUCCGUGGCCGAGAGCAUCGUCGCGGCGGCGGUCAGCGCUCAGCUGGGCGUCGACAAGGACGCGGCGAGCAUCAUCGGCGCCAGCGCCGGCCUGCAGGGCUUCGCCAACGAGCGCGCCGCCGGCGUGCCGAGCCUCUGGGCCGACGACACGCCCAGCGGCCUGCACGCGCUCGGCCAGCCGGUCAACGGCUCCAUCGCCGCCUUUCAGAACUUCCCCAGCGGCGGCCUCUUCGCCGGCUCCACCGCCGCGACCGCUCGGCGCGCGAUCACCGCCAGCCACAACUUCCCCCAGCAGCAGCAACAGCAGCAACAGCAGCAACAGCAGCAACAGCAGCAACAGCAGCAACAGCAGCAACAGCAGCAACAGCAGCAGCAGCAACAGCAGCAGCAACAGCAGCAGCAGCACACUAACAACUCGCAAGCGCCGGGCAAUCGCAUGGCUCAGCAGCAGCAGCAGCAGCAGCAGCAGCAGCAAACCUCCCACCCAGGAGUCUACCUGCAGGGCAAGGGCUACGCGGCGUGGUCGGGCGGGGCCCAGCAGUCGGCCCAGCAGUGGGGUCAGAGCCCGUCGGCCGCCGCGGCGCACUCGGCCGCAGCGGCCGCGGCCGCUGCCGCAGCCGCGUCCAACCCCGCGGCGCUCAGCGCGUGGAACCGCGGUCGAUCGGUGCCCAACAUACCGCCGCUGCACUCGAACCUGCACGCAGCCGCGGCUGCCGCGGCGGCCGUCGCCAAUCUGCAGGGCAGAAAGCCGAGUCCCACGUUCGCCGGGCACCCCGGCGCGACGUCCGGCGGCGGCGGAGGCGGAGGCGGAGGCGGCGGCAGUGUUCCGUCGCACCAGUCCAGCAUCAGUCCCGUCAAGUUUCGGCGCAGCACCUCGUACCCGGGCAAGGCCAACCUGUACCCGAUGCAGCCCGGCUCCGCCUUCGACGUUAGCGGCCCCGACGAGCGCGAUCUUCUGCAGAUAUCGCCUUAUCAGCAGGAUCGCAUGACUGCGAAUGGAAACUCACCGCUGGAUAACAUGCGCACGCUGGAGCACUACCUGAGUGACAUCAUGCGAGCUGGAGCCGCCGACACGCCGGAACAUCUGAAAGGAUUCAUCAACUGCAACACCAAUGCGACGCUACAAUCGCUCGCUCAGUUACAUGGUACGUUUCCACAACAUACCAAUGUUUCUCGACACACCUACAAUAAGAAACACAAUCGCAAAUCUCCGUUCUUCCCGGGACUCGACGAGCCGGGCGGCAAUUUGUUGGAAGAGCCAUCAAACGCCGGACCACCACAACUCGAUGGUGUCAGUUGCGGUGUGCUCACUGCUCCACAGCAAGCACCAUUAUCAUCGCCAAGCCGUAGCAGUCCACAUAGCCAAGGCAGCGAGACUGGCGAGAGAUUCUCGAGGAAGGUGUUCGUUGGUGGCUUGCCGCCCGACAUCGACGAAGAUGAGAUCACAGCGAGUUUCCGACGCUUCGGCCCCUUGGUCGUCGACUGGCCGCAUAAAGCCGAGAGUAAAUCGUACUUUCCACCUAAGGGCUAUGCUUUCCUACUUUUUCAAGACGAAAGCUCAGUGCAACAGUUGAUCGACGCAUGUAUCCAAGACGACGACAAGCUGUAUUUGUGCGUCUCGUCACCAACCAUCAAGGAUAAACCAGUGCAGAUACGGCCAUGGCGAUUGAGUGAUGCCGAUUUCGUGCUCGACGCCUCGAUGCCAUUGGAUCCACGUAAAACUGUGUUUGUUGGCGGUGUACCACGACCACUGAAAGCCGUCGAAUUGGCUAUGAUCAUGGAUCGAUUGUAUGGUGGUGUCUGCUAUGCUGGUAUUGACACGGAUCCUGAAUUAAAAUAUCCGAAGGGAGCUGGUAGGGUUGCAUUCAGUAACCAGCAGAGUUACAUCGCUGCCAUCUCCGCGAGAUUUGUUCAGCUUCAACACAGCGAUAUUGAUAAAAGGGUCGAGGUGAAGCCAUAUGUCCUCGACGAUCAGAUGUGCGACGAGUGCCAGGGUCAGCGUUGCGGUGGCAAAUUUGCCCCAUUCUUCUGCGCCAACGUCACUUGCCUACAGUACUAUUGCGAGCACUGCUGGGCAACGAUCCACUCGCGGCCUGGUCGCGAGUUCCACAAGCCGUUGGUAAAGGAGGGCGCGGACAGGCCACGUACUGUGCCCUUCCGUUGGUGUUAACAAGGAGGAAGCCGGGCCGCGCCGCGACGCUCGUUACCUGAUCACCACAACCAACAUCACCAACAGCAACACAACAACUACAACUGAGCAAGAAGGAUAAAAAAUGGAAAUUUAAAUAACCACCUCCCCCAACGCCCCUUUUUGAACAACAACAUCAACAACAGCAAUCUUCACUUUUAAGAAAAACGAUCAAUAGAGGCUCGUCUCGCUCCUCUCUCUCUCUCGAUGUUCGCUUUGACUUUAUCCCCAUCCGCCCCUCACCCCUUUAAAGAAAACUCACCUUCACUGUGUAACGCUCUUUAUCUUUAGCGCUUAAGGACACUUCUACACAACACACGUACACGCACGAUUGUAAGGGGAGGAGCUUUUUCUCGACUUCUCGAUUUAUUAUUGAUGAUGGACACGUACACAUUCGUCUUGUUUUUUUUUUUUUUUUUUUUUGUAAUGCGUUUCGUAGUUUGUAAUUUGUAAGAGACAAUAACACGCGCACACGUAUAUUUAUACACGAACAUUUAUUACAUUUACUGCGUGCCUCGCUUAGAUUGAUGGAUAACACGAUACAAUACGAAGAGUCGACUUUUAUUUCUUGUUUUUUUUUUAAUAUAAUGACGCGCGUUCGAUUAAUUUUAUUAUUUUCAAUCUCUAUCUCCAUUUUUUUGUAUGAGCCUUGUUUCUUUAUUAUGAUCUUUAUUAUUUUGUACGUUGACCGACAAACAAUACCAGCAACAUGAUGAUGAUGAUGAUGAUAUUUGCGAUAUAUGAUUGUUAUAUCCGACUUUGACCACUAAUGUCGGUUGUUUGUAAUUUUUCUUAUUUUAUGAACAGUUGAAGAGUUUUUUUCAAUAAAUAAUUUGAUUUUUUAUAAGAUCACGGCCUUGUUUAUUAUUAUUAUUUUUGCUGAAGGACUGUAUAAUGACGAUGACGACUGAUAAGACGACGAUGAUGAUGACGAAGUCGAGCAAGGAUUCGCUCCUCCUCUCAUAUAGAGAAAGAGACAAAUAAUCAGAGUGUGUACGAGUAUAAAAAGUUAAAGGGCCCGCGCGCCGGCAGCGCAAAAUUACAUUUUUUCUCUAUAGCAUAAUGUAUUAUAGAGGAAUGAUACACACACUCAUACACACACACACAUACACACAAGCUCUUAUUAUAUAUCUCUCUCGGUGUAUAUAAUCAAAUGAGCGAACAAAAAAGUACCAUUGUGCGCGAGAGAAGACGUGGUGAGAGCGAAAUAUAUUGUUUAUAUUUAUAUGAUCGCCAGGCGUAAUAAGAAAAUCAGAUGUGUUCUGUAUUACUGAUCCAAGAAAGAGGUAACAAUAUAUAUAUUUAAGAUGCGAGUGUAUAUAUAUUUUUACGAAUUCGGGAUUGGAUUAUCAGUAAUAUACGAGCUAUACGACAAAUGCGCAAGUUAUAUAUAGGUGAUAUUGGUAUAUUACUGAAUGUACAUGUAUGACGAAUACCAAAAUGGAUAUAGAGAAAUUUUUUCGCGAAUCUUCCCGCGACUCGACUUUUGUAAUCUACAAUGCAUACAUACGCAUUGUAGAUUACAAACAUACAAAUACAUACUGUCAUUAUUACACAUGCUAAAGAGAAAAAUUUACAGAAACAAUUCACAACACGGUAAUAUUAUUCAACCAACAAAAAAGUAUGUUAAAGUACCUACACGCAGAAUAAUGAAGUAUAAACAAUAUUAAUGAUAGCUAAGGCAAGUAAACGAGCGUUUUUUGAAAUAGUGGGAUAAAAAGCAAACACUUUUCGUGACGUAAUCCAAAUAUUUUUUAAGGAAUAGACGAGUUGUCUCGGCGGUCAGACAGUUUUUUUAUUUUUAUAUCGAUUUUUUGAAUUUUAUUAUUAUCGAUACUCUUUGUUUUUAUUAAAAAAGUAAAAAAAGCAAACUAAACGAGUAAACGAAAGAGAGAUAAAAUACACGUAGGUGAUAUGUAAAACGAAAAAAUAUAGAUAGAGAUGAUUGUGCGAUUAAAAGUCGAAAAGCUGAUUUUACCGUCGAAUAAAGUAAAAGUGGGACAAGCGAGAGAAAUCGGGAAUAAAAAAAUAAGUAAUCUCCACGUCUAUAUAUAUAAAUAUACAUAUAUAUAUAUAUAUAUAUUUAUUUUUUUGGUCUCCUUUUUGUAUAUACAACUUUGCCGCCGGUAGGAUUUUGGUGGCAUUUAAACCGGGGGGUGUGUGUGGAAAUCGCGCGAAAGUCUCUUAGCUGAAUUAAAAAGAAAAAGAAACGAUCGACCAUAAUUAUUAAUUAAUUAUUGUAGAUUCUCCUUCGUCCCGCUCGUACGGAGAGAUUCGAUGAGGAACGACGACCAAGCAAAAAUUUUAAAUUUUCAAAAUGUGUGACACCCACGCGAUGAUUCAUAAACACGCCGACAAAGCAAAGCAAAUAAAAGUCGAGUCAUUGACAUAAAAACACAAAACGAGCAUUAGUUAGUGCAAUUUGAAAAAAAUAAAAUAAAAAAGGCGGCGCUGCCUUAAACGAUAAUGGAGAAAAAAAAUUCUAAUUAGAAGCAUCAAAGAGAGACAAACGCGCGCGCCGCUCGCAGUCAAAUUUAUAUAUAUAAAUAUAAAUAAAAUAUAUAUAUAUAAAGUUCACGAUUAUAUAUAUAUAUAUAUAUAUAUAUGCAAGAAAACUUUGUAGCGCGCAUUAUCUCUGUUUUUGCUCGUAAGAAAGAAACUUUGACGUGUUUUAAAAACGGGAGCGCGCGAGCAUCGAUAUAAUAGUAGCGAAAUGAUUAAUGAUUAAACAAAAAAAAAUAAAAUUAUACCUAGGUACCAAUUCUCCUAAAAACAAAAAAUCAACCGAUAAUUUAUAUAAAUAUUAUAUAUGUAUUAUAUAUAGAGAGUAGCGUUAUUUCAAUACCUGAUCGACACGGGAGAAAAGCGACACGGCUGCCUAAUUUUCUUUCGCGUUUACACUUUUCUGUUAUACGCGAGCGGCCAGUCCACUAAUUAAUAAACCAAUUAUCAGUAACAAACAAUAUUUAAUGGAUAGGCUAUUAUCCGUUCUACUCUCAACACACUUAUAUGCAUAGGAAAAUAAAACGCGAAUGCACUUGCAUUUCUUUGUCCUUUUUCGACGAACACACACAAACACUUGCACACGCAGAUUAACACUUACACAAGAGAAUAAAUAAACAACGUACGUUGAUAUGCUUGGGGGUAGAAAAAUGAUGUAUAAUGCGUUUGUUUCUCGUAGCGUGAAAAUUUUUCGAGUUCUCUUUCUGUGAACAAGAUUUAUCGCGAGGACCUUUUGCGAGUAGCGACGAAAUUCUUAACAUAUCGGGUAGUCAACUUGAAAAAUUAUUAGUCGCACUUGCGACGGUCGCUCGAUGAAUAGAACAAUCAAAGGUAGAGUCGUAACGCAUAAUAAAGUUGUUUAUUCUUUUUAGUUCGAUGUGGGCUAUGGAGAACAGACAUUUUCUCGAGGCGAGAAAGCGAACGGGAAUAAGUUAGUCACAAUUUACAAACGAAUAGAUUUGUAUUUUUCAGUGUUGAUAAAGUUUUUUAUACCGCUGUUACGUCCUUCGGUCCGACAAACACGACCAACACAUACGCAACGACCUAAUCGUGUAUUACUAAUAAUUUUGUUUUUCUUUGUUAUAAAUUCUGGCGAGUGCGCGACUAGAUGAAGUAACUGUGAAACAGACAUGGACAAAAUUUUAAUCGUUAAGUUGCGUAGAUUUUAAUUGUGUGAUGUUUAUUAAUCUGGAAAUUUCUUGUUUUUUGCAUAUCGCGAUAAAAGUGUCAAGAGGCACUGUAAACAUAUUGGUGAGAUUUUUUAGAAAAAAUAUUAUGAAGAAAAAAAUUUGUACUUUUGUAGCUUUGUAGGUUAAUUGUUUAAUUAUAAGCGUGGAGUUGUCACAAGAAAAGCUCGUCGCGCGCCGCAAACUUCCUAUACAUAUUGUGUGUGUAUAAUAACACAAUACACAUCAUGGAGUUCUUUUUCGUUCAUCUAACGUUUGUUUGUCAAGUGAGCGAUCGUCCUAUAUAACUAAAGCCGUGUUCUUUAUUAUUAAUUAAUUUUCUUUUUUUGCUCGCGAGAAACAGAAAAAUCUAAAUGGAUUUUUAUUUUUUUAUACGAUAACGUUAUUAAUUAUAAUAACACAUUGCGCGAAGACGCGCUCGAGCUGAAUAUAUUUGUAUAGAGUUUUAUUUUAUUUUGAUUUUUUUCUUUUUUGCUAGCUAAUGAAAAAAACAAAUAUUAACAUAAAUAUAUAUAUGUUUUUUCCUAUAUACACACAAACACACAAGAAAAUCGCGCGUGUCCUAAUAUUUUCAAGCUCUUUUAUAUAUGAAUAUAAUAUAUAUUGUACCGCGUAAGUUUGUGAAGCGAUCGCUAAAAAGGAACAUCCUCGUCUGGGAAAAACCCGUCGCGACGAUCUCCACGUACCAAAGAACACACACCAACACAACAGAUGAGAGAGACAUUUAUUACUUGUACACGGGCAGACGAUAGCGAAGCAAAAUGGUAUAAUAUUAAUUGUAAUUCUUCACAUUAAUUCUUUUCAUCCUUUACGAUAUCUAUUUUUUUUGUUUUUUGGAUUAAUCGUGUAUAACUCGCUUAAUCGCAACACGCUGGGCGCAGUGCAAUUGUAGUAUAAUGAAUACGUGCGUCCCCCCUCCCUUUGCUUGAUUAUUCUAGCCCAAUUAUUGUGUAAUGUAUGGAUAAAAAGGGGGAGGGGAAGAAGACGUAAUCGAGGCGAGUCGCCGCCUUCAGGGCAUUGGAUUCUACUAUUUUUCUUUGUUUUCUAUGUUAACAAUUAAGAGGCGCCACUCAUGGUAUUCUUUUUUUUUUGCGCAUGUGUAUUGUAUAAGUAGAGAAAGAAGAAAUUUUGUUAUGCGAGACCGUUUUGUGGCUUGUUUAUCACGAUUUUUUUUAUCCUUUUUCGAAGAUUAUUUUUUUUAUUAUUAUAUAUUAUUCGUCACCUAAAUUUUUUAUAUAGCGUGGAUUUUUUCUAUAUUAAUGUAGCUUUUCCUCGGCUGAUUUGUGAUUCAUCUAUUUUCUUCUUUUCUUUUAAAUAUAUGUGUAUGUUGAGAUAGGCGGAACCUAGGCCGAGAGAGUUGAAAUAUGCAAAAAACGGGGCGAAAGAAACUAGUCAAACUCGCAAUGGAGCUCCUGUUAUAGAGCGAUGAUAAUGAUAAUGAAAGCAGCUCGCUGUAGUGAAGCACUCGGUUAGGUGAAAUACCAGAGAAUAAAAAAUUUUAAUAUAUUAAUUAUAGUGAACAUGAUAAUAUAUAUGUUUGUUUCUAGAUAUAAUGAUUGACUCGAUGAUGUUCUUAUCAAAUUUCAUCGAGUGCCAGCGAGCUUUGCUUCGAAUAUAUAAUCAGCAUCUCAUCGAGCCUUGAGAUUCCCCACUCUGGUGUAGGUAAAGAAGAGAAAACAGUUCUUAAACGAUAGUAAAAAUGGUAUGGAAAAAGUAAAGAAUUUGUAAUGGCGAGGAAAGGAAAAUAACGAUAGACAAAAAAAAAUAUUACUGUGUGUUUUGUCGUAAACUAUGUUUUGUUUGUAAAAGCGAACGAGUGUUUUUUCCAGUGUCGUGUCCCGAAAAACGUCUGUUUUUUUCUGCACCGAGAAUCUUUGUUUAUUACAAUUAAUUAUGCGUUUUUACCCGCUACCGUUGUUUUUUCUUUGUUAGUUUUUUUCAGAAAAACUAAAACUGCAUAUCUCCGGAAAAAAACAGUAGAGAAAGCAUUACACGCAUCUCUUUUAUAUAUAUAUGCUAUAUUUUUUUGUCCUUAGUGUGUAGUGAAAAAAAAAUAUGGAAAAAUUUUUUUGAUCGUCUUUUUUUUUUUAUUAACGGCUAGUAAUAAUAAUUUUUAUUAUAAUCUACUUAAGUGAAAUAAAAUAUAACGAAAUUUUUUAUUUUUUUCUAUUAAAUAAAAACAAAUAUUUGAAAAAACAUUAAA
Phymastichus coffea is the source of this 9226-nucleotide messenger RNA. It is a transcript of the gene orb2, whose product is annotated as cytoplasmic polyadenylation element-binding protein 2. Gene Ontology annotation, molecular function: translation factor activity, RNA binding; ribosome binding; mRNA regulatory element binding translation repressor activity. Lineage: Eukaryota; Metazoa; Arthropoda; Insecta; Hymenoptera; Eulophidae. The coding region runs from base 731 to 3316 and encodes 861 amino acids. The record is from RefSeq and is a predicted model, not a curated record. Gene Ontology annotation, biological process: negative regulation of cytoplasmic translation. Gene Ontology annotation, cellular component: neuron projection; synapse; cytoplasm. The transcript has 9 exons.